Phycomyces blakesleeanus NRRL 1555(-) is the source of this 1545-nucleotide messenger RNA. RefSeq lists its product as hypothetical. NCBI's taxonomy places the organism in Eukaryota, Fungi, Mucoromycota, Mucoromycetes, Mucorales, Phycomycetaceae. The transcript has 5 exons. The record is from RefSeq and is a predicted model, not a curated record. The coding region runs from base 1 to 1545 and encodes 514 amino acids.
AUGAAGGUCUCAAAGCGAGCUUUACUGGUAAUAGACCAAGAGGUUCGACUGAAAUGUGAAAGCAGUAUUGUUUGUGAAUGCAUGAACAAGCUCCAGUAUGGUCUACCUUGUCGCCAUUCUUUGCCUGCUGGAAGGGAUAUCUAUAUUUCUGAUAUCCCUGAAAGGUGGGUUAUUGAUCCUCGUAAUGUAAAGCCAAGGGACAACACUUAUCGGGAAAACUUCCAGCUUGAGGAAAGACCAGAGGUGUGGAUGGAGGAAGUAAUUAAACUCGAGUCACUGUUUCGGUCCUGUGAGGGCAGCCAGCAAGUGGCUAACCUCCUGAAUAAGAUCAAGAAGGUCACUUCUGAAUUCGAAGGCAAAACUGGGCACCCUUCGAUUAACUUUCAAGCCCCAGAAAAAAUUAAAUAUCCUGGCAGAAGAAAGGGUGGUGCACGUCCCAAAUACCUUCCCAAAGACUUUGGUCGGGCAAACUGGAGGAAGAUCAGUGUUUCGUCUGGUCAUGCUGGCCUUAAGGCAAUGGUUAGACUGAGAGCUAAAAUGAGGGAGGGAAAGCCUGCAGCUACACAAAAAACAAAAAACAAAAAACAAAACAAAAACAAACAAGAGCCUCUCGACCCAGUCGAUGCUACCAAAAACAAAAUAAAACAAAUAAAGCAAGAGCCUCUUGACCCUGGAUGUCGUCUUACACGAAUAUGCUUUUUAGUCGAUGCCACCAAAAAUAAAACAACAAAAAUAAAACAAGAGCCUCUCGACCCAGUCGAUGCCCCCCAAAAAAAUGGGUUCAAAAGACCCGCCACCGCCUUAGAAGAUUACCAGUAUGAUAAUCGCACCUCUGUUGGCAAGAGGGUCAAAUUCCAGCCCGGUUUUCCUGUCUCUCAUGAGAUAAUCGAUGAUGUCAAGGGUGGGUUUAGCCCUACUGCUGACGGAUGGUGUGGUUUUCGGGUCCUUGCCCACUUGAUCUACAAAGAUCAAAAUAAGUUUUCACUUGUAAAAAGGGAUAUGCUAGCCGCCCUGCCGAAAUACAAAACAUUGUACACAAAUACCUUUGGCACUGACACAAGCCAACUAGAAAAAAUCAUUCAACAUGGCUCUCAACUCGAUUAUAGCAACACCAGCAACACCAACACCAACUUCAUCCCAGUAUGUUCAGACGCCAGUAUGUGGUUUAACACACCCGACUGUGCUCAACUAGCUGCGGACACAUAUACACGACCAGUCUGCGUCUACUCAGACAACCCCAACACCCCCUCAACAACCUUUCUCCCAUUCGCCCUUCCCAACAACAAAACCAAACAACGACAACCUCUGAUUUUUAAUCAUGUUAACAGUAAUCACUGGACAACAGUUGACCUUUCCCGUAAUAUCUCUAGAAAAUGGCCAACCGUUCCUGAAUUAUUUUUUUUAGGUUGUGCCAGAAAUAAGAUUGAUGAUAACUUUGAUACUUACUGGAAUAAGUUCAAAGAAUUUAACAAGCAUGAUCGCCGAAAUGCCAUGCUCUCUCUCCAUUCUGAUCUAGAUCAACCAAUUGAUCUUACUCCAAAAUAA